Molecule: messenger RNA, 432 nt
Organism: Penaeus monodon (black tiger shrimp)
Lineage: Eukaryota; Metazoa; Arthropoda; Malacostraca; Decapoda; Penaeidae
Exons: 5
Coding region: 1-432 (143 amino acids)
Source: RefSeq, a predicted model, not a curated record
AUGCCUGCAUUGCCAGGAGAGAGAAGCGAGGCGAUGCGCGAGGAGGAGCGGGACGAAGUGCUGUGGACGAGCGAGUGCUCGCCGCGGGUGGCGGGUGUUCGGCGUGGUCAGGACGCUCGCCUUCAGUGUGAGAUGGUCGCCCCCACAGGCUCUGUCCUCACGUGGUACAAGGAAGGCGUGCCACUGCACCGAGAGGGUGCCCAGGUCGAGGUAGGUUCCACGCCCCAAGAGCUUCUGGAAGAGGCGACCAACAUGCUGGGUCUGGAGGGGGAGUUGUCCUCAACAGCGUCCACGUCCGCCUCCGUCCUGCAAAUCUCCUCCGUCGUCUAUUUGGACUGCAUCUCCGACCAACACCAGGCGACAUACAAAUUGGAGGUGAGAGCACACGAGUCAGAAGUAAAUUAUUGGGGAGCUUCUGUUCUACCUCCUUAA